This is a messenger RNA of Spinacia oleracea (spinach), 2498 nucleotides long. RefSeq names its product serine/threonine-protein kinase D6PKL2. The record is from RefSeq and is a predicted model, not a curated record. Gene Ontology annotation, molecular function: protein kinase activity; ATP binding. The coding region runs from base 332 to 2122 and encodes 596 amino acids. Gene Ontology annotation, biological process: protein phosphorylation. NCBI's taxonomy places the organism in Eukaryota, Viridiplantae, Streptophyta, Magnoliopsida, Caryophyllales, Amaranthaceae. The transcript has 3 exons.
AUUAGUAGUAUUUGAGUGACUCACUUUAAGCUUUGACUGCCCAUUUGUUUUCUCUCUCCUCUCACUCUCACUCUCACGCCCCACGCCCCACGCUGGCGACAAGCUUCACUCAUUUUCAGAUACUCUCUCUUUCUCUCUCCUCUCCUCUCCUCUCCUCUUUCUGGAUUUCUCCUUCAUCAUCAACCAAGUGUUCAUAAUUUCAGUAGGUGGACUACAUAACUUUAUGAGCAGAAGAGCUACUACUAUCACUUUCACAAUGGGUGCUCACCCCAGAUUCAUUUGCAUAUCUAUACUAUCACUUUGAUUUUUCUAGUCUUUCUUUCUAUAUCCUAUGGCUUCCAGUAACGGCACCAAAGCUCCGUCCGACCACCAACAUCGGUCAGGACGUCCUGCUUUUCCUUCACAGGUUUCCACUUCCUCGACCAAAUCUAAACCCGAACUAAGUGACCACUUCGCCCAAUCGGUGCAGAUUACCUCUAAGCAGCCUGAUGUUGGAGUUCACAAUAACAAAUCUAAAUCCAUCCACCAAAAUAAUACGCUUCAUUCCACUUCUUCUUCGUCUGUUAUUGAACCCUCUUCAACGGCCAUAGAUCCUGUUGAGAAUGAAGUUAGGUUGUUGGAGGAUAUAUCCACUGAUCAGGAGAAGAAAAUAUCAGAAUACGGAAGCGUCAAAGACAGUUCAGUGUCUGCCAAAUUUAGUGAUGGAACAAGCAGUCUUGCUAAGACAAGUGGAAGUGCCAAGACAAGUGGCCGCCUUGAUUUUGUUGAAAGUGGCAAGAGUAGCUUGUGUAGAGGAAGCACUAGCACAGAUGUUAGUGACGAGAGCAGUUGCAGCAGCUUUAGUAGCAGCAUUAGCAAACCCCACAAAGGAAAUGAUGUGAGAUGGGAAGCUAUCCAAGUUGUUCGUGCCAGGGAUGGAGUCUUGGGGUUGAGCCACUUUAGACUGCUCAAAAGGUUGGGAUGUGGGGAUAUUGGUAGUGUUUACCUUGCUGAGUUGAGUGGAACAAAGUGCUACUUUGCCAUGAAGGUAAUGGACAAAGCAUCUUUGGCUAGUCGCAAGAAGUUACUUCGAGCUCAGACAGAGAGAGAAAUUCUACAAUCUCUGGACCACCCCUUCCUUCCUACUCUGUAUACCCACUUUGAGACCGACAAAUUCUCAUGCUUGGUGAUGGAAUUCUGCCCAGGUGGAGAUUUGCACAGUCUUAGGCAGCGGCAGCCAGGGAAAUAUUUUACUGAACAAGCAGUGAAAUUUUAUGUAGCAGAAGUCCUCCUAUCAAUGGAGUAUCUUCACAUGCUUGGGAUAGUCUAUCGUGACCUUAAGCCCGAGAAUGUCCUUGUGAGAGAUGAUGGACACAUAAUGCUCUCAGACUUUGAUCUUUCCCUUCGUUGUGCUGUCAGUCCAACACUAGUGAAGUCAUCCUCUAAUGAGACUGAACCAUUGCGAAAAGAUUCAGCUUACUGUGUCCAGCCAGCUUGUAUUCAGCCUUCCUGCAUUCAGCCCUCAUGUGUUGCACCAACAACAUGCUUCUCACCACGUUUCUUUACAAGCAGGUCCAAGAAAGAUAAAAAGGCGAAGAAUGAAAUUGGAAACCAAGUAAAUCCUCUGCCUGAGCUUAUGGCAGAGCCAACCAAUGCCAGGUCUAUGUCUUUUGUUGGGACCCAUGAAUACUUGGCGCCUGAAAUCAUCAAAGGAGAAGGUCAUGGAAGUGCAGUCGACUGGUGGACUUUUGGUAUCUUUCUUUAUGAGCUGUUGUUCGGUAGAACUCCUUUCAAAGGAUCGGGGAACCGUGCAACAUUGUUCAAUGUUGUUGGGCAACCUCUGCGGUUUCCUGAAUCCCCAUCUGUAAGUUUUGCAGGCAGGGAUCUAAUAAAGGGGUUGCUUGUGAAAGAACCACAGCAUAGGUUGGCGUACAAAAGAGGGGCAACAGAGAUUAAGCAACACCCAUUUUUUGAAGGUGUGAAUUGGGCAUUAAUAAGGUGUGCUACACCUCCUGAGAUACCAAAGCCUGUUGUUAUUGAAAAGGCAGCAAUUCCUCCUAGCUCUAAUGAAAAAGUUGGUCUUCCUAUGAGGGCACCUGAUCAAAAGGGUUCUGACAAUUACCUUGAGUUUGAUUUCUUCUAAGGUUGCUACCUUGGUUCUUAUUUUCUUCAUCUUGUUUCAUAUAUUUUUCGCACUCUGCUGAGUAGGAGAACUGUUGCUUAAAAGAUUUGAUCCUUAUAUUUAUCUGGCUAGCACAAAUUGGGAGAAAAUGCACAGGGGAGUUGUAGUGCCCUGUACUCAGGAGGCUGACGCAGACGUGGUUGCUGGAUGCUGAUCUAGGCCCGUAGCCGCUGCUUGUCUGUAAUGUAUUUAUGUUAAAACUGAUCUAUGUAUUCUUAGAUGCAGGGUGAACUCUCUAAAUACUUCAAAGAGAUGUAGAAUGUAUAUGUAUCUUGAGUUGUGCUCAAUUUGUUCCAGAUCUUUUAUUUGGCAAAAGUAUUUUACAAAACUUAUUGCA